AUGGUCCUGCUGCUGCUCUUGACCAUGCUGUGGGGUGGGUCACAGGCUCAGGACGCAAGGUACAAGCUGCACAUGCAGAGAGUGGUGACGCUACAAAAGGGCCUGUGUGCACUUUUGCCCUGCACCGUCAAAUACCCCCAAAUUGGCUGGACCCAGGAGACUCGGGCUUGUGGCUUCUGGUACCGAGUGGGGUCCCCGAAGAGUCCCGUGGCUACCAACUGCUCUCCUGAAAACGUGCAUCACAGCACCAAUGGGCGGUUCCAGCUUCUGGGCCAGCCCAAGGACUGGAGCUGCUCCUUGCUCAUCACAGACGUCCAGGAAAGUGACCGGGGUGUCUAUUACUUCCGAGUGGAGAGGGGGCGCACAGUGCUCUACAAUUACAUGCAGUACCAGCUCUCCCUGGAAGUGACAGAUCUGACCCAGAAGCCCGACAUCUACAUCCUUGAGCCCCUGAGGCCUGGACACCGGGCGACCGUCAUCUGUGUGUUCAACACCUCUGCGGAGUGUCCGGCCCCCACCUUCUCCUGGGAGGGGGCUGCCGUCUCUUGGAGGAGGACCCAAGCCGGCACCCACAUGUCUUCGGUGCUCACGCUCGAACCCAGACCCCAGGACCACAGCACCGACCUCACCUGCCGUGUGCGCUUUGCCCCAAGCGGCUUGAGCACAGAGAAGAAGCUGAGGCUGGAAGUGGCCUAUGCCCCCAAAGACAUGGUCAUCAGGGUUUCUCGGGCCAAAGGGGCAGCCCCGCAGCUCCAGGAAAGAGACUCUCCCCUGCAGGCCCGGAAAGGCCAGUUUCUGCAGCUGCUCUGUGAGGCCGACAGCCUGCCCCACGCCACUCUGACCUGGGCCCUGGAGGGCCGAGUGGUGUCGUGCUCCCGUCCGCAGGGCCCCGAGGCCCUAGCGCUGGUGCUGCCCGCAGUGACGGAGGGAGACGCGGGGACCUACACCUGCCGGGCGGAGAACCCGCUGGGCUCACAGAACCGCAGUCUCCACCUGGUCGUGCAGUAUCCCCCUGAAAACCUGAGAGUGGUGUUCACCAUGGAAAAUAGGACAGUCCUGGAAACCUCCAGCAAAACCACAAGCUUCUGGGUGCUUCAGGGCCGGAGCCUGCAGCUGCUCUGCGUGGCCCACAGCAACCCUCCAGCCAACGUCAGCUGGGCUGGGGGCCCGCUGGCGCCGAACCCUGUGCAGUCACGGGAUCCGGGGCUCCUGCUCCUGCCCAGGGUUCAGCCGGACCAGGAAGGAGAAUUUACCUGCAGCGCUGAGAACCUGCUCGGCUCCCAGAGCGUGUCUGUCCACAUCCAAGUGCACUCCUCCCCGCUGUUGCUGGGCCCCUCCUGCUCCUGGGAGGCCCAGGGCCUACACUGUAGCUGCUUCUCCCACGCCCGGCCCGCCCCUGCCCUGCACUGGUGGCUGGAUCAGGGGCUGCUGCUGGAGAACCGCAGCAACGCCUCCUUCCAGGUCACCUCCAGCUCCCAGGGGCCCUGGGCCAACAGCUCCCUGAGCCUCCGGGACGGCUUCGGCGCCGGCCUCACGGUCCGCUGCGAGGCCCGGAAUGUCCAUGGGUCCCAGAGUGCCUGGGUCCUGCUGCUGCCAGAUGAGGAGGGAUUCCUAUCCAAGCAUUUCUCCAGUGGAGCCCUCGUGGGCGCUGGCGUGUCGGCGCUCCUGUCCCUCUGUGUCAUCCUGAUUCUAGUGAAGACACUAAAGAAGAGGAAGGUGAAUGGGGAGCAGGCAGAGAGGCUGUCCCGGAGGAGCACUAUCCUGGACUACAUCAACGUGUUUCCUCGCGCUAGGCCUCCGGCUCAGAAUCGAGAGACCAAACCAAGUGAUCCUCAGCCUCCUGCCCCGGCUCCCUCCCCACAAGCCUGGACCAACCAGAAGCAGCAGCAGCAGUGUCCCGUGGGUCCCAGGGGCCACCCAGGACCCACAGCGUCCGCGCAGGCCCUGCAGAGCAACCAGGACGAGGUCCAUUACUCAAGCCUCCGCUUCCAUGAGCGCCGGGCCCGGGAUCCGCAGGAGCCCAGAGAGAGCCAAGAAGAGUACGCGGAAAUCAGGUUCCGCUGAGCCCACGGGGACAGAGGGCUGUGUCCCCCAGUGCGAGGGCUGGGGGCCAGGGAGGAGAGAAAGCAUUGAAGAGAAGGAACCCAGAGGGAAGGUCUCCUCAAAAACUAAUCCUGGGAUCAGAGAAAUAGUGCAGCAGGGACGGUGCUUGCUUUGCACAUGGUUGACCCUGUUCAAGUUCCGGCACCAACUAGGGUUCCCCGAGCACUGCCAGGAUGAGCACAGAGCCAGGAGUAAGGCCUGAGCACCACCAAGUGUGGCCCCCCCAAAAUCCUCCAAGGAUGAUCUGAUCUGCUGGACAAGUCUCUCCUCCAGAACCAAGAAGCUUCUGGAAAAACCCCAGCAGGGCAUCAUGUUGCGCGGACCUCAGAAAUGGUCAGUCCCUAAGAGACCACGAGGCAGUUCUCUGCCUGCUGGGCCAGUGCUCUCCUGGGGGCCUGGUCAUCACUCCGCUGAGCUUUGGUUUGGUUACUUUAUAUGUUAAAAAU
Sorex araneus (European shrew) is the source of this 2549-nucleotide messenger RNA. RefSeq names its product sialic acid binding Ig like lectin 10 (gene SIGLEC10). Lineage: Eukaryota; Metazoa; Chordata; Mammalia; Eulipotyphla; Soricidae. The record is from RefSeq and is a predicted model, not a curated record. The transcript is spliced from 11 exons. Bases 1 to 2064 code for a protein of 687 amino acids. Gene Ontology annotation, molecular function: sialic acid binding. Gene Ontology annotation, biological process: cell adhesion. Gene Ontology annotation, cellular component: plasma membrane.